AUGGAGCGGAGGCUGCAGGCGCUGGAGAGGUUGGUGCUUGGGGAGGGAGGUGGGCCCGGGCUGGACGGCCUCCUGGACCUGCUGCUCGGCCUGCACCACGAGCUCAGUAGUGUUCCUCUGCGGCGGGAGAGGACCGUGGCGCACUUCCUCAGCUGGGUCACCCCCUUCGUGACUAAAGUGAAGGAAUUACGACUCCAGAGGGAUGAUUUUGAGAUCUUGAAGGUGAUUGGCCGAGGAGCCUUUGGGGAGGUUGCUGUCGUCAGGGAGAAAAACAGCGGCAAGAUCUUCGCCAUGAAAAUGUUGCACAAGUGGGAGAUGCUCAAGAGAGCAGAGACGGCAUGUUUCCGGGAGGAGCGCGAUGUGCUGGUGAAAGGAGACAGGCGCUGGGUGACAGCUCUCCACUACGCUUUCCAGGAUGAGGAGUAUCUGUACCUGGUGAUGGAUUACUACGCCGGGGGAGACCUGCUGACCCUGCUGAGCCGCUUUGAGGACCGGCUGCCCCCGGAGCUGGCGCAGUUCUACUUGGCGGAGAUGGUGCUGGCCAUCCAUUCCUUGCACAAACUCGGCUACGUCCACAGGGACAUCAAACCGGACAACGUGCUGCUGGACACCAACGGGCACAUCCGAUUGGCCGACUUUGGCUCCUGCCUGCGACUCAACGAGGAGGGGAUGGUGGACUCCUCGGUGGCAGUGGGGACCCCAGAUUACAUCUCCCCCGAGAUCCUGCAGGCCAUGGAGGAAGGCCGGGACCGCUACGGCCCACAGUGCGAUUGGUGGUCCCUGGGCGUCUGCAUGUACGAGCUGCUGUUUGGCGAGACGCCGUUCUACGCCGAGUCCCUGGUAGAGACCUACGGAAAGAUCAUGAAUCACGAGGACCACCUCCAGUUCCCCUCGGACGUCCCCGAGGUGUCAGACAGUGCUCGGGAUCUCAUCCGGAAGCUCCUGUGCCGCCAGGAAGAGCGCCUGGGCCGGGGCGGCCUGGAAGACUUUCUCAGUCACCCCUUCUUCGAGGGUGUAGACUGGGAACGGCUCCCCGCCAGCCCUGCCCCUUACGUCCCCGACCUCCGGGGACCCCUGGACACCUCCAACUUCGACGUGGACGAUGACAGCCUCAAUCACCCGGAGACCCUCCCUCCCCCUUCCCACAGUGCCUUCUCUGGCCACCACCUGCCUUUUGUGGGCUUCACCUUCACCUCAGGCAGCCCUGUCUCAGAGAGGAGUCCGAGCCUGCCUAAAUCCAGUCUGGAGCGGAGAAUCCGGGCCUUGGAGCAGGAGAAGUUGGAGCUGAACCGGCAACUCCAAGAGGCCUUGCAGAAAGCUUCUUCCAGACCCAUGGAGCUGGAGCAGCUGAAGGUGGAGCUGGAAACUUUACGCAAGAAACUGACAGAGUCCCAGACAGACGGAACCGCCCUCCGGUCGACGGAUGCAACGAGUGGGGGGUCGGCCCCCCGAAUCACAGCACUGAUGCAGGAAAAGGACCAGCUGCACCAGCAACUGGGAGAGGCGCGGGCCCGGUUGCGGGCUCAGGAGGUGGAGCUGCAAGGGGGCCAGGAGAAGCAGAAGAAGCUGCAGCAGAGAUUGCGGGAAGCCCAAGAGGCUGCGGAGGCUGCGGGAGGGCAGGCCCGAGGGCUGAGCCGCGACCUGGACCAGGCCCGGGCAGCCCGGAGUGAGCUAGAAGCCAAGGUGGCCACUUUGAACAAUGAGGUGGGGCAGCUGCAGAAGCAGAGAGAGAGGAGCCGGGAGGAGCUGACUACAGUCAAGACUAUACACCCGCACCCCGAGACCAACGGCUCCAGCCCCCCGCCCAUGGACACCCCCGACACACAGCAGGAGGUGCCGAGGAAGGAGACGUCGGGCCUGAAGGUCCAACCGAGCCACGGCCUGAGCCGGCGCCUGCAAGAGGACACACUGUCCCAGCUGAGAGAGGAGAAUCAGCGUCUCGUCCAGGAACAGGAGCAGUUGGCCAGAGAGCUGAUGCAGGAGCAGCAGAACAGGGAACGCGUGGAGGACGAGAGGAGGGAGAGCGAGAGCAACUGGGAGGCCCAGAUCUCGGACAUCCUGUCCUGGAUGAAUGACGAGAAGAUCUCACGGGGAUACCUGCAGGCUCUGGCCACCAAGAUGGGAGAAGAGCUGGAUACUCUGCGCAACGUCGGGGUCCAGACACUCCCAACCCGGUCUUUGGAUCACCAAUGGAAGGCCCGGCGCCUGCAGAAGAUGGAGGCGUCGGCCAAACUGGAGCUGCAGUCGGCCUUGGAGGCGGAAAUCCGGGCCAAGCAGGGCAUCCAGGAGGAGCUGAAUCGAGUCAAGGAGGCCCAGCGGCAGGGAGACUGCCACCUGCAGGAGGUGGAGCGGCAGAACCAGGUUCUCCAGCAGGAGCUGAGCAAGCUGAAGGAGGAGAUGAAGACACGGGGUACUGGAGACUCCAAGCCUCAGAGUUCCCUGAUCCCCUUCCUGCCCUUGAGGAGCCCUGAGAAGGAUCCCUCCAGGUCCUCGGACCCCCAGGAGAACCGCAGAUCGGGGGGCGAAGCCGAGCUGCGGCCAGAGGGGCGUCGCAGUAUGCGGACCGGGAUGGUCUUCCCGCGUCCCUCUUCAGUCCCCGGGGACGGCUCCCCCACCAAGGCCCAGCCCGGAAUCCACUCCUUGCGUCCCCGGACUUUCCCGUCACCCAACAAAUGCCUCUAUUGCACCGCCCUCAUGCUGGGGCUCAGCUGCCAGGGGCUGUACUGUGAGGCGUGUGGCUAUUUUUGCCACGUGGCAUGUGCCCCUCUGGCACCUCCCUGCCCUGUGCCUCAGGAGCUGCUCCGCACCGUCCUGGGGGUGAACCCCGAAACGGGCAUUGGCACGGCCUAUGAGGGGUAUCUGUCGGUACCCCGCCCCUCGGGAGUCCGCCGGGGCUGGCAGAGGAUGUUCGCCACCCUCAGCGAUUUCCGCCUCCUGCUUUACGAUGCCCCCGACGCCCGGGUCCCCCCAGCGAGCCACGCGCUGGCACAAGUGCUGGAUUUGAGGGACCCCCAGUUCUCAGCGACCCCUGUCCUGGCCUCUGAUGUCAUCCACGCCCAAACUCGAGAGCUGCCCUGCAUCUUCCGCGUGACGGCUUCCCAGCUGACGGUGCCGCCCACCCUGUGCUCGGUCCUGCUGCUGGCCGAGAGCGAGGAGGAGCGGGGCCGCUGGCUUCAGGUGCUCGGGGAGCUGCAACGCCUCCUGCUAGACACCCGCCCCCGGCCCCUGCCCAUCUACACCCUCAAGGAGGCCUACGACAACGGGCUGCCCCUUCUCUCCCACACCCUCUGUGCCGCCGUUGUCGACCGGGAGCGCCUGGCGCUGGGCACGGAAGAGGGCCUCUUCGUCAUCCACCUCCGCAGUAACGAUAUCUUCCAGGUGGGGGACUGUAAGCGUGUCCAACGUCUGGCGGUGUGCCCUCCGGCCGGGCUCCUGGCCGUGCUGUGCGGCCGCGGGCCCAGCAUCCGCCUCUUCCCGCUGGGCGAGCUGGAAAGUGGCGAGGCGGCGGGCAUCAAGAUCCCCGAGUCCCGCGGCUGCCUGGCAUUGGCGGCAGGGCUGAUCCUGCAGGCCAGCACGCCCGUGCUCUGCCUGGGCGUCAAGAGGCAGGUGCUGUGCUUCCAGCUGAGCCCCGGGCCCGGGCCGGGACCCCGGCACCGGCGCAUCCGCGAGCUGCAGGCCUCCGCGCCCGUGCAGAGCCUGGGCCUGCUGGGCGACCGCGUGUGCGUGGGGGCGGCCGGGGCCUUCGCCCUGCACCCGCUGCUCAACGAGGCGGCACCCCUGGCCCUGGGCACGGCCGAGGAGCUGCGGGGCGCCGGGCCGUGCGAGGCGCUGGGCGUGCUGGAGCUCAGCCUCAGUGAGUUCCUGCUCCUCUUCGCCGCUGCCGGGGUCUACGUGGACGCCAGCGGCAGGAAGUCCCGACCGCGGGAGCUGCUCUGGCCCGCCGCCCCCUGUGGCUGGGGGUACACGACUCCGUACCUGACGGUGUUCAGUGAGAACGCGAUUGACGUGUUUGACGUGAGGAAAGCCGAGUGGGUCCAGUCCGUGCCACUCAAGAAGGUGCGGCCCCUGAACCCCGAAGGCUCCCUGUGCCUCUACGGCUCCGAGAAAAUCCGAUUGACCUACCUCAGGAACAGACUGGCCGAGAAGGACGAGUUUGACAUCCCGGACCUGACGGACAACAGCCGACGUCAACUGCUGCGCACGAAGAGCAAACGGCGCUUCUCCUUCCGCGUCUCGGAGGAGCAGAGGCAGCAGCAGCGCAGGGAGAUGCUGAAAGACCCCUACGUGCGCUCCAAAUUCAUCUCCCUUCCCACCAAUUUCAACCACCUGGUGCACAUGGGCCCCGGGGACGGCCGGACGCCCACUAAGGACCAGGCUUCGUCCGCCGAGACGAAGACCCGCGGAGCCCCGGGUCCCAUCCUGACCAGGCCCCACAGCUUCUCCGAGGCACCCAGACGUCCGGUGUCCAUGGGGAGUGAGUUCCUCGCUGGGGAGGCGGACAUUGCGAAAUGCAAACCCAGAACCUCCCUCUCCAGUGAGUCCAUGUCCUGCCCUCAGGACCCCCUGACCCCGGUGGCUUCGUUGAGCCAGAUCUCCGAGCGACCGAGGAGCCUGCCGCCGGUCCCCGUCUCUGAGAGCUCCCCCUGAUGCCGCCCCCCGUGGGGGGCCUGCGCCCCCACCCCAGGGAGGAUCCCAAACCCCCGUUCUGGCCUGGCCUUCGAGAGACCCCAUUGGG
Molecule: messenger RNA, 4735 nt
Organism: Tachyglossus aculeatus (Australian echidna)
Lineage: Eukaryota; Metazoa; Chordata; Mammalia; Monotremata; Tachyglossidae
Gene: CDC42BPG
Product: CDC42 binding protein kinase gamma
Exons: 37
Coding region: 1-4647 (1548 amino acids)
Biological process (GO): peptidyl-threonine phosphorylation; actomyosin structure organization
Cellular component (GO): cytoskeleton; cytoplasm
Molecular function (GO): protein serine/threonine kinase activity; ATP binding
Source: RefSeq, a predicted model, not a curated record